AUGGAGGAGAAUGACCCCAAGCCUAGCGAAGCGGCGGCGGCGGAGGGGCAGCGGCCGCCGGAAUCCAGCCCCAGCGGCGGCGCCGGCAGCCCUGGCGACGCGGACACUGGCCGCCGGCGGGCUCUGAUGCUGCCUGCGGUCCUGCAGGCGCCGGGCAACCACCAGCACCCACACCGCAUCACCAACUUCUUCAUCGACAACAUCCUGCGGCCCGAGUUCGGCCGGAGAAAGGACGCGGGGACGUGCUGUCCCGCCGCCGGAGGAGGCAGAGGAGCCGGGGCAGGCGGCGAAAGCAGCCUGGAGGGAGGCGGCGGCGCGGGCGGCGCGGAGCAGCUCCUGGUGUCGGGCCGGGAGCCCCGGCAGAACGCGCCCGGGGCGGGCGGGCCGCUGCCCGGCGGUGGCGGUAGCGACUCUCCGGGUGACGGCGAAGGCGGCUCCAAAGCGCUCUCACUGCACAGCGGUGCCAAGAAAGGAGGAGACCCCGGGGGUCCCCUGGACGGGGCGCUCAAGGCCCGCGGCUUGGGCGGCGGCGACCUGUCGGUGAGCUCAGACUCGGACAGUUCGCAGGCCAGCGCCAACCUUGGCGCGCAGCCCAUGCUCUGGCCGGCUUGGGUCUACUGCACGCGCUACUCGGACCGACCUUCUUCAGGUCCCAGGUCUCGCAAACCAAAGAAGAAGAACCCCAACAAAGAGGACAAGCGGCCCCGCACGGCCUUCACGGCAGAGCAGCUGCAGCGGCUCAAGGCCGAGUUCCAGACCAACAGGUACCUGACGGAGCAGCGGCGCCAGAGCCUGGCGCAGGAGCUCAGCCUCAACGAGUCGCAGAUCAAGAUCUGGUUCCAGAACAAGCGCGCCAAGAUCAAGAAGGCCACGGGCAGCAAGAACACGCUGGCCGUGCACCUCAUGGCGCAGGGCCUGUACAACCACUCCACCACCGCCAAGGAGGGCAAGUCGGACAGCGAGUAG
Rangifer tarandus platyrhynchus (Svalbard reindeer) is the source of this 966-nucleotide messenger RNA. NCBI's taxonomy places the organism in Eukaryota, Metazoa, Chordata, Mammalia, Artiodactyla, Cervidae. The record is from the annotation of a GenBank genome assembly.